This is a messenger RNA of Calidris pugnax (ruff), 972 nucleotides long. It is a transcript of the gene SMLR1, whose product is annotated as small leucine-rich protein 1. Bases 62 to 295 code for a protein of 77 amino acids. Lineage: Eukaryota; Metazoa; Chordata; Aves; Charadriiformes; Scolopacidae. The transcript has 3 exons. The record is from RefSeq and is a predicted model, not a curated record.
AGGAUAAAUAAGGUCCACGCUUGGAGAUCUGAGGGAUCUUACACGGUGGCCACGGAGGAAAAUGAGCGCGAGUUACAUAUUCUCGGAGUUCAUGAGGGAGCUGCCUGGCUACGUUCUCUUUGGUGGCAUCUUUAUGCCGGUGACUUUACUCCUGCUGCUGCUCAUUGCCCAUUUCAGGAUCCAGCUGUCAGAAGUUAACGAGGAACUGGCCGCGGCACGGGACCCCGCAAAAGCCUUCCCGAAUUACCAGAGACCCAGGAGACUUGGAGCAAAGGAGAAGAAAUGCAAGAACUGAAGGACGUUCAAGGGAGUCUCACGUCUCGGGAAGCCAACUUAAACCCAGGACUCAGCUCUGCAGGGUUAAAAAUAACCGGCUGUUGGUAAAUACCACGGAGGACAACAAAAGGGAGCGGAGAGAAAUGGCUGCUGCCAUCCAAAAAGGUCUUAAAACAAUUUGCUUUCUCGCACGGGGCCAUGCAAGCAGUGAUUUAUGCGACUCCUUGGACACCAGAGACAUCCUGCAUCGUCCUGUAUCAGCUCCUUCACAAGACACAGGAUUUGGGGGGAGGGAAAGCACCUUUCUCAUGAGCCCUUCCCCAUCUGACUGAGAAUAAAGCGAUAUAACAAGCUCCCGAGGGAGCCAGGUUCGCCUACAUGAGGCAGCCAGUCAUUUUAAAUCAAAGAUGCACAAACAGCAAGUUCACACCAAGCACUGGGAUCCAGGAAAUGGAGAGGGGUGAUGAAGGGAAACUGCCUUUUUUUCUUUUUUUUUUUGUUACCUCAUAUACUUUGGGAAAGAUUGUAGGGUGUGUAAAGGAUGCUUUCCAUAGAAUUGGGAAGCGAAAUACAACAGUGAUGGGAAACAAGAGGACUUCUCUGUGCCGAAGUUUGAAACCAUGAAAAGAUUCAGCCAGUAUUCUGUAAAGCAGUUAUUAUUCUAGUUUAAGGGCAAAGGGAUUUCUCAAAUAAAUA